AAAUCGGGAUCAUCCUUUUACGUCGGUCUCGAAGCUCUUUUUCACCUGCGGUCUUCAGCAGCGACAGUUCCUGCAGGAGUCAUCAAGAUCCUGGCGAAGAUUUUUCGCAUUGCAGCCGCAUGCAUACGUUUCGAGAAACGACAAUCUGGCUGACCGUUGGACGGACUUUGGACCCGUCGAGCGUGGCACGUCAUCGCACGUUGAGGGCAAGGAAGAACGAAAAGUGCAGAUCAUCGUUUAUCCUGUGUAUGGUUUAGACAUUCUUGUGACAUCGAGAUGUUGUCGGAGGACCCCGACGAUGAGAGUGAGGAGCGUGAGCAGUUCGAGGAUCAGUACUACAAGCUGGUGGCGGCGGCGCGGAGACUACUCGGUGCUCGCCCUCACCAGUCUUCUCACCUUCAGGAUGGAUCCGUGGCGAGUUGCGAGGAUGGACAAUCAGGAUUCUGAUGUAGAUGUUGGGAAGAUCAACCGCCUGGAACGUUUCAAGAGAAUUGAAGUCAUCCGUCGACAUUUCUGGGACCGAUUCUCCCUGGAAUACGUUGCUCUUCUUCAGCAGAAAGUGAAGUGGCACUCGUCAAGGGCGGAGCUGAAGUUAGGCUCCCUUGUUUUAAUAAAGGACAGAGCACUUCCUCCUUCACUUUGGAGCCUAGGUCGAGUGACCAAAGUGUACCCUGGUAGCGACGGGAUUUCCAGAGUCGCAGAGGUCCUAACAAAAAGAGGCACUAUCAGGAGGGCCUUCAAUAACAUUUGUCCCCUUCCAGAACUUUGAAGUUCCUUCAACCCGGGGAGCAUGUUGGGAAUCAAACCCAACAUAUCUUCGGCAAAGGGCGCUAGCGGCCGCCUACUCGCUUCUGAGUCAUCGUGGCGAGCGGCGCAGCGGCGAGCGGUGCAUCGAGGGGGGCGCCGGGCGAGAGGGGCAUAGACCAGUCUUGCGCUCACGGACACCACCGACGACGGUCGACAUUCGCUCAUAAUAUAUCAAUUGUUUGUCCGCGAGAUCUUUGAUUAUUGUAAUUAGAACGGCAAUAAACCGCGCCUAUCAACUA
Molecule: messenger RNA, 1046 nt
Organism: Helicoverpa armigera (cotton bollworm)
Lineage: Eukaryota; Metazoa; Arthropoda; Insecta; Lepidoptera; Noctuidae
Exons: 3
Coding region: 299-769 (156 amino acids)
Source: RefSeq, a predicted model, not a curated record